CCUCCGUCCACUGUUGUGCGUUUCACUGUGUUGUGUGUGUGGGCAAGGAAGACUGACAUGGACUGUGUGGCUCUUUUUAUGCUCCUUUUUCUUCCCGGUCUUCAUUGGACAGCUGCUGAGGAGACCAGCUGGACUUACACCGGCAUGGUGGGUCAGUCUGAGUGGUCGGAACAUUACCCCGAGUGUGGUGGUACUUCUCAGUCUCCUGUUGAUGUGGUGACCACCCAAACUAAAUAUGACCCCGCUCUGACUCCCCUCACUCCGCUGGGCUACAGUCAGCACGGCAACCAACCAUUCACGCUGUACAAUAAUGGACACACAGCUGUGAUCGAGCUGCCGGACUGGAUGAGCCUGGGUGGGCUUCCCUGGCUCUUCUCAGCCGUACAAAUGCACCUUCACUGGGGCAACGGCGGCCCGAGUUACGGGGGCAGUGAACACACCAUCAACGGCCAAAGUGCAGAGGCAGAGCUCCACGUGCUGCACUACAACUCUGAGCUCUACCCCAACAUGUCUGCUGCUAUGACGCAAAGGGACGGCCUAGCUGUCCUAGGAAUUCUCAUUGUGACAGGUGAGGAGACCAACCCGGCAUUUAACAACAUCAUCAACUACCUGAGCCGCAUCAGACAUGCAAACCAGAAAGUGUUCAUACCAGCCUUUGACGUGCAGUCUCUGCUCCCUGAGGAUUUAGGACGCUAUUAUCGCUACAAUGGCUCCCUGACGACACCACCCUGCUACCAGAGCGUAAUCUGGUCGCUGUUCAAUGAGAGGGUUCAAAUCUCCAAGGCUCAGUUGCUGAAGAUGGAGACCAUAUUGUUCUCCAGCAAAGCUGGAGAUCCAGACCGGAUGCUGCUGCAGGACAACUACCGCGCCACGCAGCCGCUCAACCACAGGGCCGUCUUUGCCUCCUUCACUGCAGAGUCAGGCAAGGAGCUCACUUCGGGUGAGGUCACCGCCAUCGUGAUAGGCAUAAUGUGCGGCUGUGUAGGCCUGGCCGUCAUUGUCCGCUUCAUCAUCAAGACCAUACGAUUUUUCACUCUCCUCCACCACGAAACAGUUGCUGUAAACAGGUGGCACUCAUCGCCGACAAGGACACGACUAGCGCUUAUUAACUGUGUUGUUUGUAACAUCCCCUUUUGGAUUGAGAAAUGUCUUUGAGCGUUGUUCUAAAAUGCGCGGAAUUAAACAAUCUACCAAGGAAACUGCGAAUACCGUAUAAUCGUGACAAUUAGAUCCCAACCACAUACAUGGGCAUGAAUGAAAUUUCUGGUGAUUUAGGCUACUAACCAUUCAAUAGCUCUGUCUGUCUGAUUUCCGGGGACUGUACCUUUUGGUGACCUUUUGGUGCACAACAACAACACCCACAACAAGAAGAGCCCACUUGCCUCGAUUCAACCUUUGCAGAUUACCAUUACCUGGAUGAUGGAGAAUAUACACAGACAAAGAAAUAAACAACUUUUAGCAAGCACAUCGUUAUUUAUUUUUGAUAUUGUGAGGCAGAUGUGCUAACCAGUUGUUCACCACAGUGUUGAUGGUGCACAUACCAGAGUUUUUGCAUCAGCGACCACCAAAGCUGCAUUCUGCUUGGCCAGCCGGUACCCAUCAGCUGCCUCAGGAGUUCCACAGGCCAAAAAGGCCCGAUAGGACUCCUUCAGCUUGACGGCAUCCCUCACCGCUGGUGUCCACCAACGGGUUCAGGGAUUGCCGCCACGACAGGCACCGACCACAGCUCCGGUCGGCCGCCACAGCAAUGGAGGCGCAGAACAUGGUCCACUCGGACUCGAUGUCCCCCUCCUCCCCCGGAACAUGAGCAAAGUUCUGUCGGAGGCGAGAGUUGAAACUCCUUCUGACAGGGGAUUCUUCCAGACGUUCCCAGCAGACCCUCACAAUACGUUUGGGCCUGCCACGUCGGACCGGCAUCUUACCCCACCAUCGGAGCAAACUCACCACCAGGUGGUGAUCAGUUGACAGCUCCGCCCCGCACUUCACCCGAGUGUCCAAGACAUGCGGCCGCAAGUCCGAAGACACGACCACAAAGUCGAUCAUCGAACUGCGACCUCGGGUGUCCUGGUGCCAAGUGCACAUGUGGACACCCUUAUGCUAGAACUUGGUGUUCGUUAUGGACAAUCCCUAAUGAGCACAAAAGUCCAAUAACAGAACACCGCUCAGGUUCUGAUCGGGGGGGCCGUUCCUCCCAAUCACUCCCUUCCAGGUCUCACUGUCAUUGCCCACGUGAGCAUUGAAGUCCCCCAGCAGAACGAUGGAGUCCCCAGAAAAAGAAAAAUAGGACUUCAUUUUCAUAACCAUUUUUUUUCUCUAAAAAAUAAAAAUUUACUGUAAUAUUAUAACUUUUCUUUCUCAAAAAGAGGUAUAUUUUAUAAUUCCUACGGCAUUCAUAGGCCCACAUGGUAGUUAUGUUUUUUUGGCAUUAGGACUGUGAGGGGAAUUAUGCGACAAUUUCUCCUUUGUAAGGGUCCCUGGACCCAAAAAGUUGAGUAGCUCUAAAGUGCUUGGCUCCUAGGUGAAACUCAGGAUGAACAUUGAUGGGGACAGUUAACGAUCAAUUAAACAAUUCAUAUAUAUAUUGAAAUAUUACAUUGCACUUUCUGCUACUUUGAUUAAAUACAGUAUUUAUCUAAAACCGAGGCGUGGUGAGCAAAGAAUCUUGGCAUGUGUGCUUCCGCAAAGUAUAGCAGUGUGAAAAAAAUGAGAUUUCAAAUUGUAAUUGGAUGCAGCCUAAAUUGGGACACUGCUUGAAUUCGACUAAAUUGUUAUUCGAGGAAGCGUUCUCCUCGCAAGCGCAAUACACAAAAUGAAGGUUGACAUUGGUAUAAAUAUAGAAAACAACAGUGAAUAUAAGUGAGUGGCGAACAACAUCUGUGUGACUGUAUUGAAUGGUUAUUCAUGCAAGUGUUAUUUACUCAUGCCGUUUAUUUAGUGGUUGUAUAACGGUGCUAUCCACAACGGACGUUUGACCUGUCAAAGCUGGAGCACGAGGAAUCUCUCACACUAAUGACUGCUGCAUUCCAUUCAACUAAGCUACUUUCAGCACUUUGAUAGUGUGCAUUUCACAGACAUUGUCGUUUACACCUGCGCCAAACCCCCCCCCCC
This is a messenger RNA of Phycodurus eques (leafy seadragon), 3108 nucleotides long. It is a transcript of the gene ca14, whose product is annotated as carbonic anhydrase XIV. Gene Ontology annotation, cellular component: plasma membrane. Gene Ontology annotation, molecular function: carbonate dehydratase activity; zinc ion binding. Lineage: Eukaryota; Metazoa; Chordata; Actinopteri; Syngnathiformes; Syngnathidae. The transcript has 11 exons. The record is from RefSeq and is a predicted model, not a curated record. The coding region runs from base 58 to 1155 and encodes 365 amino acids.